This is a messenger RNA of Exophiala aquamarina CBS 119918, 1113 nucleotides long. RefSeq lists its product as uncharacterized. Gene Ontology annotation, cellular component: membrane; cytoplasm; intracellular membrane-bounded organelle. The transcript has a single exon. Lineage: Eukaryota; Fungi; Ascomycota; Eurotiomycetes; Chaetothyriales; Herpotrichiellaceae. Gene Ontology annotation, biological process: sphingosine biosynthetic process. The record is from RefSeq and is a predicted model, not a curated record. The coding region runs from base 1 to 1113 and encodes 370 amino acids.
AUGAUUCUAAAAUCAUAUGGCGGUUUACCACCCCACCUCCUGCCUGAUCGAGAGAUACAUGUCAUCGUAUCCGUUCUCUCUGGUCGUCACAAGGCUCAGGAGUAUUAUGACGAGACCUUGAAACCGCUUCUCGACGACCAUCACAUUGAAUACUCAACGCACACCACAACUUCUGCUCAGACAGUUAUUGAGCUAUGCCGAUCAUUAAUCAUUCCCAAUGCUACACAGGGAGUCAAACAGACCAUCAUCCUACUUUCGGGAGACGGAGGAGUCGUGGACAUUGUCAAUACUCUCACCACAGAUCUGAACCGGAGUAGCGACGAUGUUAGACGACCUUCAGUGUUCAUGAAGCCCGUCAUUGCGGUGAUCCCCAUGGGUACUGCGAAUGCUUUGGCAUGGAGUUCAAAAGUGGCACAAGAUGCUCUUCAAGUCCUAUUCGCAGGUACGCCCAAACCGUUACCGUCCUUUCAGGCCACCUUUAGUCCUGGCUCAAAAUUGGUCACCGACGAAGGGCGAGGUAGGGAAUCGCUCGCCGAGUCUGAUGACGUUGAGAGUGUGAUGUAUGGUGCAGUCGUGGCCAGUUGGGGACUCCAUGCCAGUCUCGUGGCUAUGAGCGAUACUGCAGAAUAUCGAAAGCACGGACUAGAGAGAUUUAGGAUGGCGGCUGAAGAGUUGCUCAAGAAUGUGCACGUUUACACUGGAAAGAUCAAAUGGAGAAACACGAGUGAUGAGUGGGAAGAGUUGCCGGGCUCCAAACACGCCUACAUCUUGACGACAUUGGUCUCAAACCUGGAAGAACAUUUCCAGAUAUCUCCAGACACCAAGCCCUUAGACGGGUCUUUGCGUCUUCUUCACAUUGGCCCUGAGCCCGUCCAAGAUAUUUUGCGUAUACUGGGUCUUGCAUACCAGGCUGGAAAGCACGUCACUGAUCCGAAGGUCACCUACAAGGAAAUCGACGCUUUGAGGAUAGAACUCGACGAAGAAGACGAGCUGUGGAGACUGAUCUGCAUUGAUGGCAAGAUUGUCGCAGUGGAAAAGGGAGGGUGGGUUGAAGUCAAGUGGUUAGCGGGGAGUGGGAUUGAUGGAAGACGAGUGGUCGAACUUGUGUGCUGA